Messenger RNA from Aspergillus homomorphus CBS 101889, 2109 nucleotides. Its product is annotated as acetyl-CoA synthetase-like protein. Gene Ontology annotation, biological process: secondary metabolic process. The record is from RefSeq and is a predicted model, not a curated record. Lineage: Eukaryota; Fungi; Ascomycota; Eurotiomycetes; Eurotiales; Aspergillaceae. Bases 1 to 1626 code for a protein of 541 amino acids. The transcript has 4 exons. Gene Ontology annotation, molecular function: CoA-ligase activity.
AUGGCGUCGCCUUUCCCUUCCAUUGAGAUACCCAACCUCGACCUCUGGACAUUACUGUUCGAGAGGGUCGAUCGUCCCUACGCAUCAGACAAAACGCUCUUCCUGGACCCUCUGAGCGACCACAGCCUCAGCUUCCGCCAACUCCGCCAGCGAUCCCUGGCCUUCACCGAAGCCAUUCAGCAGCAAUGGGGCUGGCAACCCGGAGACGUGCUGAUGGUCGUUGCACCCAACUCCAUUGCCUUACCUGAGGUGAUUUAUGGCACACUGGCCGCCGGCGGCGUGGUGUGUCCGGUGAACCCGCACUACCGUGCAGACGAGCUGCGACAUCCCCUGACCGAUGCGCGGGUCAAAGCCGUAGUGACCACGCAGGCCCAAGCGCCAGUGGUGUUUGAGGCCGUCGACCGCGCAGGCCUGUCGCGCGAUCGCGUGUUGGUGCUGGAUGCGCUGGUGCGCUCGCUGGUGGUGGACCAGACGCUCUCCGCCGCCCGCGACCAGCCUCACCAGCCCCCGAUCGCAUCCCCCGAAAACCUCGCCUUUCUGGUUUAUUCUUCCGGCACGACCGGAUUGCCGAAAGGAGUGAUGCUCUCGCACCGCAAUCUGGUCGCGAACCUGGCGCAAAACGUGGCGAUUGACGGGGGCAACCUGACGACGGCCGACCGGGCGAUUGCCGUGCUGCCUUUCUUCCACAUCUACGGAAUCACCUAUCUCCUCAACCUAACGGUCUUCAUCGGCAUGAGCAUCGCGGUCCUUCCGCGCUACGCCUUCGACCCCUUCUGCACGACGAUCCAGCGCCACCGCAUCACCUACGCCUACGUCGUGCCGCCCGUGGUGCUGGAGCUGGUCACCAAUCCACGCGUCACGCAAUACGACCUCUCAUCACUACGCAUGACGCUUUCCGCCGCCGCUCCGCUAGCCGUGGAGUUGAUCCACGCCCUAAGAAAGAAACUGGGUGUUCCCGUGCGUCAAGCGUACGGCAUGAGCGAGUGUGCGCCGUGCACACAUUUGCAGACCUUCGAUGAAGCCCUCACUCACCCUGGCUCUGUAGGCCGUCUCAUGCCUAAUAUGACCGCCACCUUCGCGGCUGUGCCAGGCGAGGAAUCCGACUCGCAUUCCCCGGGCACACGCGAGUUACCCGGGGAGCUGUGGGUGAGGGGCCCGAAUGUGUUUACGGGGUAUUUGAACAAUGCCAAGGCGAAUGCCGAGUCGUUCGCCCAGACGACGGGGUACUACAAGACCGGCGAUGUGGGCUACGUCGACGCGCGGGGGAACCUGUUCAUCACCGACCGCGUCAAGGAGCUGAUCAAGUAUAAUGGGUUCCAGGUGGCGCCUGCCGAGCUGGAGGGGAUUAUUCUCGGGUUCGACGAGGUGGUGGCGGAUGUGGGCGUCGUCGGCGUCGCCAGUGGCACCGCGGGGACGGAGUUGCCGCGGGCGUACGUCGUGGUCAAGGAGGGCGUGGACGCCUCGGCGGAGGUGGGCAGCCGCAUUGAGGCCUGGGUGAGAGAGAGAGUCGUGAGUUAUAAGCAGCUCAGGGGAGGGGUGCGCUUCGUGGACGCUAUUCCUCGGAAUCCGUCGGGGAAGAUCCUGCGCCGCGAAUUGAAGCGCUUGCAGAAGGAAGCGCGUCUAUGAGGAAUUUUGGGACUUUUGGGAUUCUCUCAAAGGCGGUGUGGAGUGGGUUUGUUUUCGAGCUCAUUCCGGUACUUUUUUUUUUGUUUUGUUUCAUUCACUCUCAGUUUUGCAUGUAACUACGGACUCCGGACUGUCCUCCCGUGAUCGUCCCCAGGAUAUCCUAAAACAGCAACGCUUGCCAGAUUCUAGAUCGAGUCUUGAUCGGCCACGCUUGCAGUAUCAGAAAGCCAAUUUCCUUGAGCUAGCCAUGACACCACAAUGAGGCAAUACUGAGAUUGAGCACAGAACUGCAGCUGCAGGGCCCAUGCAGCCUCAGCUGCCAUUUUCACAUCUACCCACUGCAGCUGAACUGUCAAGCACCAGCUCCACGACUGCUGGAUUUCAAUCUCAUGUCAGUCAUGAGAGCAAUAUAGAAAGACAAAAAAGAAAUCCAACGGAAGCAAAUACUAUCAUAUCGAGACCAAAGAAAGGGGGGCUGGCGUC